CACGGAAGCGAGCAAAGAUACCAAAGUAAAAAUUUUCCUCUCGUGGUUUGCUAAAGACUACAACUAUCCAAACACUUACUUCUUUUGUUUCAACUUAAAACAUAAACAAUCUUUUCUUACAAACGUUGACCCACAAAUCGAAACGAAGUCAUCAGAAAUGGUCACAAAUUGAAAAACUAGAGGUGGUUUUGAUUUUUUGGACUGACGGUCUGCUUCUUGUAGUGUCGUAAUUUUUACCGGAGAAAAGCCAUUCAAUUUUUGGACGGACCAACAAAACAUUGUAAGAGUAGUUAUAAUGGCAGAAUCACUUCAACUACCCAUUAUCGACCUUAUUUCCCCUGAUCGUGUUUCCACCGCUCGUGCAAUUCGUCAGGCAUGUGUUGAAGUUGGUUUCUUUUACCUUAUAAACCAUGGGGUAGAGGAAAAGCUGUUUAAGAAAGUGCUUGAACACAGCAAAACGUAUUUCUCUCUGCCAGUUGAAGAGAAGAUGAAACUGGUACGGAGGAACAACAGAGGUUAUACUCCCCUUUAUGCUGAGAAUCUCGAUCCCUCUUCUGGUACCCAAGGCGACUCAAAAGAAAGCUUCUACAUUGGUCCUCUGGAAGACAGUACGGCUGUUGGUACCUUGAAUCAGUGGCCUGCAGUAGAAAUUCUGCCAUGUUGGAGAUCAAUCAUGGAGGAUUACUAUAAAAGAGUCUUGGAUGCCGGGAUAAGACUAAUUUCACUGAUUGCUUUGGCAUUGGAAUUGGAUGAGGACUUCUUUCACAAAGCAGGGGCAUGUGACUCACCUAAUGCAUUCCUUCGUUUGUUACAUUAUCCAGGUGAGUUACAAUUAUCUGAACAAGUGGUGUAUGGUGCUUCUGCUCAUUCAGACUAUGGGAUGUUAACUCUUCUAGCUACUGAUGGUGUUGGUGGACUUCAGGUUUGCCGGGAGAAAUUUAAGCGACCUCAGAUAUGGGAAGAUGUGCAUCACCUCAGUGGGACUUUCAUAGUUAAUAUUGGAGAUAUGAUGGAGAGAUGGACAAACUGCUUAUUUCGGUCUACGUUGCAUAGAGUUAUGCCAACAGGGCAAGAACGUUUUUCGAUGGCUUUCUUUUUAGAGCCAAAUCCAGAUUGUGUGGUGGAGUGCUUGAAGAGUUGCUGUAGUGAUUCAUCUCCUCCCAGAUACCCUCCAAUUCGGGCCGGAGACUACUUGGAAGAGCGCCUUAAAGUUACAUAUGCAGCAUAGUUGUUUUAGUGCAGAUUUUGCGCGAGCAGUUGUUGAAUUAUGUUACAGGGUGAGAUUGUUGUUUGCUGAUGAAGUUUAUGGAUGUUUAAAGCUCCCUCAAAGUAUAUACAUUGUUUCAGCUCGAUCUUGGCGUGACUUUGCAACUUCUUUUGCAAGUUAAUAUGUUGGGACAGUUUUGAGGUGGAGGAAGUUCUUAAUACGGAAAAAGGUCAGAUAUAUUCUUCUACUAUCGAAAAUUGUUUAAAUUUACCCUCCGUUUUACUAUCAGGAUGUUUGAACCCCUACCGUUAUACUUUGGGUCAAAAUUACCCUUAAUUUUAGCGGAGGGACACGUGGCAGCUUAGGAACAAAGGACCCACCCCGCGUUUCUACACCUGGAUCCAAUUAAAAUCCACCCGAAUUUUGUACCCAAACCCGACUCAAUUCCCUACUAUUACUAUGAGUUUUGACAAAAAACAAAAAUCAAAAGAAUAUCUCCAAAUUAAACUCUUAACAUUUUGGUUUCUAAGUUAAUUUCAGACAGCAACAAUGGAUUGAAAUCAGAUUUUUAAUAAUGUGUAGCUUCACAACUCAAACAACUUUCAAAAUUCCAACAAAUUAACGAUUUCAGAUUUCGGAAAUUCAAGACCCAAAAGAGCUGCAAUGGUGGUGUAUCGAUUUCACGGCGACGAAAUGGGGGUGGUUCGGCGGAGCCGCUGCGUGUGAGUGAGCUUUGGUCACGGUAUUUUAGGAUGAUGUGAGGUCUUUAAUGGAGUUAAAACUUUUUAAUGGAAUUAAAAAGAAAACUGUUACAAUGAGAGUAAAAUGAAAAGGAGUUCGUGAGUGUUUUAGUUGCCGCUGCUUUCGGUGGAAGAAGAUGACCCCUUUUCUUUUUGUGCGACUGCUCAUCUUGUGGCACCUAUCUUCAAUUUUGAGACCCAACUAUCACUGUCUUCGAAAUCACAAAAGUUAAUUUUCAUACCCACAUCCAAAGCUUGUUCUUUAGGAUGGGUUUCAAUUUAUUUAUUUUAUCACCAAAGUUUCUUUUGCUUAUAUCAAAUUUGUGCCUCAGGUCUCCCCUAACAAAGCACAAUCACAAAUUCCUCAUCGAACUAGGAAACAGUUUUAUUUUCCGAUUAAUCAAAACCCUUUUACAUGUUGCUUCGUUGGUCAACACUUAAAUAAAUUUGUGAUUUGUGAUUGUGUUUGUGAUAGAGUGGGUCAAUUGGGAGAAUAAAAUCUUUCUAACAAACCGAACUCGGCAUCGGAUGUAUCAGAAGCAGCAUCGACGCCGGAAGAUUGUAGAAUUUUGGCAUCAGAUGUUCUUGAGGUUUUUGUUGAUUUAAGUGGAAAAUUGAGUCGGGUAUGGGUACAAAAUUAGGGUGGAUUUUAAUUGGAUCCAGGUGUAAAUUGGUCCUUUUGUUCCUGAGCUGCCAUGUAUCCCUCCGUUAGAAUUAAGGGUAAUUUCGAUCAAAAAUAUAACGGUAGGGGUACAAAUACACUAAUAGUGAAAUAGAGGAUAUAUUUAAACUAUUUUGGAUAGUAGAAGGAUAUACUUGUCCCUUUUCCGUUCUUGUGUAAAAGAGCUAUUUGGACACUACUAUCUGGGCAUUUACAUUAUCACUAGUCUAUUUGAAACAUAAAACA
Molecule: messenger RNA, 2854 nt
Organism: Nicotiana tabacum (common tobacco)
Lineage: Eukaryota; Viridiplantae; Streptophyta; Magnoliopsida; Solanales; Solanaceae
Product: azadirone synthase LFS
Source: RefSeq, a predicted model, not a curated record